UGCACGCGCGCCUCGCGCUCCUGUCAGCGGUAUACAAACAGGACGUUUUCAGAGGAGAGGACACAACUGCUUUCUGCUGCAUUAUUCUCCUUCUCAGAGCUUUGUGUUUGUCUCGCCUGUUGACCAUGGGAACACAAGCUGACAAACGGGGUCCGGUAAAAUCGGUGGCAGGAGCCGUUCAGUGACAGCUGCUGUAAUCUGACUGACAGACAGACCGGUGAAACGUGACGGACAGGUAAACCGCUGUACGUUUCAAAUCCAUGGCCGGGGGGAGAGCGACAACAGAAAAUAUGCUGUAACGUGAAGUGUUUAUUUCGGACUUUACCGCGUUGUGGCUGAAGUAUGGGGCCGUGAUAGCCGGUAAAGCGGAGACUGGAGGUUGGUGUCUGGUUUUGUCUGCGCUCCGUCCCCUCCGGUGGACACAACUAAAGAGACUGGAGACACGGACGGAGACGGGGCUGUUUUUGUGUCGGCGGAGACAUGGCAGCGGCUAUCGCCAGCGGUUUGAUCCGCCAGAAGCGACAGGCGAGAGAGCAACACGCCCACCGACCGACCACUCACCGGCGGCGGAAGAGCCCCGGUAAGAAACAGGGGCUGUGCAACGGGAACCUGGUCGACAUCUUCUCCAAAGUCCGGAUAUUUGGCCUGAAGAAGAGGAGGCUACGGAGACAAGAACCACAGCUGAAGGGCAUAGUGACCAGGUUGUUCUGCAGGCAGGGCUUCUAUCUCCAGAUGGGCCAGGAUGGAAGUCUGGACGGGACCAAAGACGACAGCACCAACUCCUCUCUGUUUAACUUAAUUCCUGUGGGUCUGAGAGUCGUGGCCAUCCAAUCAGUCAAGACUGGCCUCUACAUCGCCAUGAACGGAGAGGGUCACCUCUACUCAUCGGAACUGUUUACAGCGGAGUGUAAGUUUAAGGAGUCGGUGUUCGAGAACUACUAUGUGAUCUACAGCUCUAUGCUCUACAGACAGAAGGAGUCGGGCCGGGCCUGGUUUCUGGGCCUCAAUAAAGAGGGACAGGCCAUGAAAGGCAACAGGGUCAAAAAGACCAAACCAGCUGCACACUUCCUGCCUAAACCUAUAGAAGUUGCGAUGUACCGAGAGCCUUCGUUGCACGAUGUAGGGGAGGCGGUGCCUAAGCUCGCCGGGGGCCCGCCUUCCAAAAGCACAACCAGCGAACCAGUGGUCAUGAACGGUGGGAAACCAGUCAGCAAACCCAGCAAGGAGGAGACAUAACCCAGCCCCCCGUUUUACCCUCUCCUGGCCAACCAGAGGCCAGGAAAAAGCCAGAGACUCGCCCCACUGCUGCGCUCUCAAUAAACUAAACAGCAACAAAAGGUAACAAAACAAACAACAGCUCAAGUUCUGACUGGUCAGCAGUGGGGCCGCACAUCCCGCCUCGCCUCUCUCCCUUUUGGAUGGAUCCGGUGUUGUGGGGCAGGGCCGGAGGGACAGAGUGCUGCGGCCGGUGGCGGGUGAAGAGGAGGAUGAAGACAGGAAAGUCGGGCCGAUGCCAGCCAGAUAUUUUGGAACUGGGACAGUGGCAUGCGCUCAUACGGGAGACAAAAUGACUUCAUAAAAAUAUAAACAAAACAAGGAAAAAAUGGAAAAAAAUGUCGUCUUCACCGGUAUUUUUCUGUGACAAUCUGUAAGAAUGAGGCCCCCUUUUUUCCUCCCGUUAGAACCGUUUUCUGUUGCCAGGUAUGCUUGCUUGCUGGUGGCUACAGACACACACACGUACACAACUCCCACUGAAAAUCGACCACUUCGAUUCGAUCUUUCAGACACAUCAGGCAACGAGAACACUUAAAACAGCAAACACUGAUGAUUCAGUGGGUGCUUAGUCAUCGAUCAAUUAAGAUUUGGCAUAGGACAUUAUGUACUCAUCUUACAAUGAAAACACUUGGCCCUGUGAAUUAAAUACAAGGCAAACACGUCUUAUGACCUGUCCAUCAUUUUGAUCACACCCUAUAUAACUGUUAUAGAGUUCUUAUUUGACACCACAUAACGUAAAGCAUGUUUCAGUGUUCAUUUAUUAUCUAUUUGUGGUUUAUUAUUCUGCACUCAGAGCACUAGUGAUUAUUGAGCUACAUUGUUGUACAGGCAAACAUGUUUACGUUUUUGUCCUCUUCUGUCUCUCCUAUUUCCACAUCACUGAAACAAGUGUAGCUCAGGAGAGGAACUGACGUAUCAAAUGAAGAGUUUUGGCAUCAAGUUGCUCGAAUUACUGUGUGCAGCGGAGUGCUCAAGCCACAGAUUCCCUGUUUGUAGCAACAUGGAGUGUACAGGAGGCAUGCUGGUGUCCACGCAGCAUGGUAGCAGUCAGUGUUUACAUGGAGUAGCAGAUAUUGUAGACUGAGGUUUAACAGAGGGAGGGUCAAACCUCAAUGGUCAGAUGGUGUUCUCAGUUUUUAUUUCUGUUGCCUUCCCAAGUACUUGAAAUUAAAGGUAUAAAUGAGGGUUAUAGUGAACAGGGUAAAUUAUGUUAAAGCCACUAUGUGUAGAAUUUACUGCCCAAUGGUACUUUCAAAAAAGACACUGUGUGAGCCACUACCCUCAACCAGAUCAGACCCCAACCCAAGGAACUUCACAGGUCCACUUACUUCCUAGACCCAGUCUAAUUGGUAAAGGUCCUGUGGUAGCUGCAAGUGACAUCAGCAAAAUGUACUUAACGUAUCAAAAGUACUCAUUCUGCAGAAAAAGGGAUACAUCUUUCCCUAUUAGGUUUUUAAUAUUGACACAUCAAUAUUCAGGUACCCUUUCACUGUUGUAGCUGCUCCAGGUGGAGCUAGUUUCAUCUUAAUCUGUUUAAUCUUUAAAAGUGCAUUUAUAAGCUUAUCAUGUUUUUUUUUUAUUAUGUUAAAGCCUAAUUUAAAAAGUAACUAAUAAAAAUAGUGAAAUAGCAAAAGAUAAAUAAGGUAUUUCAUAUUAAUAUUGAAAUGUAGUGCAGUAGAAGUAUAAAGUACCGUAAAAUGGAGAUACUCAAAAUGUACUUGAGUACAGUCCUUGAAUAAAUACAUGAUGUGUGGUUACUUUCUACCACUGGAUGCAGAUCUGUGUGUUCUGAGCAGGAGAAAAUUGUGUUUUUUAACAAGACGAAGACAAAGAUUACAAUUACACAUAGUGGCUUUAAAUUAGCCGGGCAUAGUGGCCUACAAAAUAAGGUUACUGGAAAAGUAUUAAAAAUGUGGUUUUCUGUAGAAAAUAUUAAAAACCACUGAAAACAAAUCGCACACACGGAAUACAGUGUUACACAAAGCUGUCAUCAAAUCAAACUACUGAAAUAUGUGUGAACUACAAAGCAGAAAAUCAAACGCCUUGAAAUGAAAUUAAACCAAAUAGACCCCCAUGCUUUGCCCUCUCACUGUGACAGUCAACAUGGCACCAAUCUGUUCUGGACAUGAAUCCUGUUCGACACCCAGGCUUUCUGUUUACUCAUCUUUCUUAUACAACAAGACUCAACGCCAAUUAACUCCUCAAAAAGUUUCUCCAGUAGUCAUAUCACUGAGGAGAUACUAAUACUGUGAUCCCACACUUCAUACUGUAUUAGUGCCACUGGCAAUGAUGCAGACACAUGCAAAUUGAGUAAAACACAGGAACCGUGCACCUCUCUUGCUUUGAAUCCCAAUUUUGUGCAAAAUAACCACUUUGCAUUUUAAUCCGAUCAUUGGAAUGGUGUCAUUUUUUGCUGAAGAUGAAUGACCUUCCCUGACGUUACCAAAACUACAAAGAAAUAACAAGACAAAGUAACCACUCUAGACAAAAAACAAGGCCGUAUGAUUAAUCCUCGCACUUGUUCCGACAUUAAACAAGCAGCAGCCCGAAUCAGCUGCAUCCCCAGCCUUGGCAACAGGUGUGUGUCUGUGUGCACUGCUGCACACAAGUGAAGCCACUCUGUUUAAUGUUGUCCCGCUGUGUUGUACAGAGGAUACACUCCGCAGCUGAACAGACUGUGAAAAUACUAGACAGCUCACAGUGUUUCUAAUUGGCAUUUCUCAGAUUUGUUCCUCACAUACUUCUCCCCUUCUCUGAUCUCAUUAGCUGUUACUUGCCUUUGUGUCCAAAUAUGUGUGGCUGACCAGCUCACAUUACAUGAGCUCAUCUAGCCUAAUGUGCUCAUCCUUAACUACUGUUUUGAAAGAAAAACAUUUCAGACUGAAGAUCACAAAACUUUAAAUUGGUUUUAAAUUCAUUAAAACCAAAAUGUAAUUUAUAUAUGUGUGGAGAAAAAAAGAUUCAAGAGAUGACAUGUUAGAAUUUUAAAUUUGUGUGUCACCAAACUGUAAUCUUGAUGCUGAAAAUCUGCAAGUACACAUGAAUUGUAUUGCUGCUGUCGGAUCAUCAGAAAAGUGUUAUUUUUGCUGGGUAGUACUGUAGAUCCUUGCUAUGUGAGUGCCUCUCAUCCCCAGCCAAGCCUGAGACGUUGAGAUCCAGGGCGGCUGUAGAUUUAUGCUAAACGCUCCCGGUUCCCAGCAGAGUUUACCCAAGAUUUACAAAAUUCUUAGUGUCGCUUGACUGCAGCUCUGUCCUGUCUUGCGUUACUUGGAGAACAAGGCGGGAUGAUGUUGAUGAGGAAGACGUCUUUGAAACCGGUGUUGUGCUUAAGUCUCACGUCCAAGAAAUGUGGACAUAUCAUUUGUUGAGUACUUGUUGUGUGUCACACUAGGGGUUACUAGCAAAACGGUAAAAGUAUAAACCCUGACAAUCAGGUCUAUAAACUUCCUUUUUUAUUUUUGAAUGUAUCCUGUUUCUGCCUGUGUCUUAAUAGAACCUUUCUAAGAAGCCACUUUAAUUACAGUACAGAGGAUGUUUUUGUACUUGCCGGAGCAACCAUUAGGAGAUACAAUCGGCAACAAGACUCCAGGACAGAAACUGCUACUCACUGAAUGAUUAUUAAGCAGCUAAUUUGUCCUACAGAGAAAAAACAUCGACUUAGCAGAGGAACCAAAUCUUUCUCCAUUCAGAGAGGCCCUGCUUGUUAGGUUAGCAAAUGGGUUCACAUCCUGUGAAAGCGCCUGCUGGAGAUCUGUGGCACGUCCUCGAGAAUUAAUAAUGGUUGAGGCCAGAGAAAAAUGGCCUGGUUUCCUGGCUACUGACCAAAAACACCGGUACAAAAGUGUUUCCAGGCUGGUAAUCACAGUUCCUGGUUCAAACAACGAAGGCGCAAUUACUGUCAGCAUCUCCUGAGAGACUUCUCUCCACUGGUGGUUAGCCAGGUACCAAAGCUACAAUUAUGAGAUAUCUAACAGCAGGCCUAGUGCAGGAAGAGAGCUGCUGAUUUAAUUAGAAGUGAGCAAUCACGACAACCUGGGUCACUUUUAAUUUCCACACACAAGGACCACUCAUGGUCUCAUGGCAAGUACACAUGUAGCCAUCUUACUUUGUCCUGCGUGAACUGUAGCUCUGAAAUCAGAAGGCACAAAAUGGACACAAGACAAAUUAGGACAACAAAAGGCUUUAGUGACAUGACCGCUGCAGUGCAGGUGCACUUUAGAGACACAGGAACAUGUGAUAGUUAGCACUGUACUCAUGAUGUAGCUUGUCUCCCUCAGGUUUUCUUUGCCGUUUCUUUUUUUUCCCCCAGUUUCACUUUAUUCCUCUUACAACAGGCUGCCUUAUUACAUCUGAAUCUGAGACAGUAAACGCGCUCUCCUCCCAGCUGUUUCUUUCUC
Molecule: messenger RNA, 5672 nt
Organism: Morone saxatilis (striped sea-bass)
Lineage: Eukaryota; Metazoa; Chordata; Actinopteri; Moronidae
Product: fibroblast growth factor 14-like
Exons: 5
Coding region: 481-1236 (251 amino acids)
Biological process (GO): positive regulation of cell population proliferation; cell differentiation; animal organ morphogenesis
Cellular component (GO): cytoplasm
Molecular function (GO): growth factor activity; fibroblast growth factor receptor binding
Source: RefSeq, a predicted model, not a curated record